Messenger RNA from Cetraspora pellucida, 1914 nucleotides. The record is from the annotation of a GenBank genome assembly. Lineage: Eukaryota; Fungi; Glomeromycota; Glomeromycetes; Diversisporales; Gigasporaceae.
AUGGCAUCAAGUGGAAUGCCAUCAAUAGAUAAGCAAAUACUUUGUAAUGAGGCAGCCACAGAGUGGAAUUCUGUAAAAAAAGAAGAAAUCGAAGAAAUUGAAAAAAAAAUUAGAGAAUACUUAACCACUCCAGCUCAAUUGCGUGGUUGUGUGACAGUUUCCACAACUAGUAUGCAGCCUUCACCAUCUCCUUUCAAUCAAUCAUUUCAACAACCUUGUAAACAACAGUUACAAAGUUCUUCUACGUUUGAACCAAUUCAUCAUAAUGCAACAGCACAAAAACAAGCUUUUAAUGCAAUAAAAAGAUUACAAAAAGAAUUAGAAGAACUAAAUACAAUGAAUUUAAUAACAACUAAUAUUCAGCUUCAUAAUGAUCUUAGUUCAUGGAUAACUGCAGUUCGAAACGAAAUGAAAAAAGAAGAAGAACGACUUAAAAAACUCAAAAGGCAUGCACAUAACCAACAAAAAUCUGAAAUAAAAAAACUUCGGGCACUUAAGGAUGAUAAUGUUGUCGUAAGUUUAGCUGCAAGAGCCCACCACCAUCCCACUUUUGUUGGUAUCGCAGGUGUUUCAAGAGAUGAGAGAAGCAAUUAUGUAGAUAAGCAUUAUUGUCUUGCAUCUGUCAAGAAUGCAAGACAGUUUGCUGCAGCUUUUGAAGAUUUUUCUGUAGUACUUUCACAAGAUGAUAAAGCGAAAGUCCCGGUUGGUAUUCCAGCUGUGGGAAAACAUUUUCGAACUAUGCAAACUAUUCGUGAGCCUGUAUCCAUUGCUGAUUAUGACUUUCUUAUUGGCUCAUUUCAAAAAUUAACGCCAUCAGUAUAUUUAGCAAUAAACCCAAAUGAAUUAAAUGAAGCUUUGCAAUUGUCUAUUUUUAUUCGGGUGCAAUGGCAUAUUAGUUCUACAUCUAUUUCAUAUAUAGCAGAUAUCCUGUCUUUAGUAGAUAAUGAAGAUUUUUCUACAAUCUUUAAGCGUGAUAAAGAGGUUAAACCUCUGUGGGUUAUUCUUGUAGAUGGGGGUCCCAAUGAGAACUCCUGUUAUUUAAAAAACAUCAAUCAGUAUUGUAAGCUAUUUUGUUAUUUAGAUUUGGAUUAUAUGACAAUUAGAACACACGCAUCUGGUCAGUCAUCAUAUAAUCCUGUGGAGAGAAGUAUGGUGAUGCUUUCAGGAAAGCUUGCUGAAGUUACACUAAAAAUUAAUCAUUUUGAAGAACAUCUAAACUCACAAGGAGAAGUAUGUGAUUACGAAUUGGAUCUUCUUAACUUUCAUUAUGCUGGUAAGGUUCUUGCUAAUUUAUGGAAAAAAGACCCUAUUCAUGGCAAACCUGUUUAUGUCGAGUAUGUUGAUAAAGAAAAAAAUCUAUUUGUUAAUGUUAAAUUUUUAUCAGAAUUAGAAACAACUGAGAUGCAGAAUGCAAUGGAGGAUGAUAUGCCUGUACCUUGGUUAUGGGUGGAAACCUAUUGUCAAAUUUGUCGAUAUUCCUUAGAUAUUAAAAAAUGUAAUGAUUUAUCAUGCUGUACUCCAAAACGAGCUGAUGAAGCUGUAGCAUUUUUAGGUGAAAAUAACGGCUUCUUACCUCCAGUAACUAAAGGAAAAGAUGGUCACUAUCUUAAUUCUAUACACAUGCUUCAAUACUUCAGCAAUCUAAAAAUUCUCGCAUAUGAUGAACAUCUUCCUUCUCUCUCAGCUGAGAAUCAUUCAAGGCAGUGCUGUAAAAAAUAUGGAAAAUACUUUCCUACAACUACUAUGCUUGUAAGACAUAAAAAAACUAUUCAUCCCAAUUUAAAAAAUUGGUGUCAAGGUCAGCAAUUCCAAACCAACUUGGCUACUCUAGACGAUUUUUCUUUACUGCCUUCAUAUUUUGAAAUGUGGCCAAGAGUCGUUGUGGAAUCUCAAUCUUUUUCUGAUAUUGAAUAA